AUGCGUUUCUCUACCGUGGCCGUUCUUGCCAUCUUCGGUGCCGUCCAGGCCACCCCCAUCGCAGCUCCCGAGCCCGUCCUCGAGACUGCUGUCGACGCCCCCAUCGAGGCCCGCGCCAUUCUCAGCGGCGGCGAGGACUUUGCCCCCGCCCAGCUCGAGAAGCGCCUCGAUCCCAUCACCACCUCGAUCGUGGUGGCCGCUGGCUCUGCCCUCGCCACCAAGGCCGUCGACGCCGCCGUCAAGGCGGUCGGCAACGCCAUCAAGGGCCUCCAGAACUGGGACAAGGUCCGCGAGGAGUUCACCAAGAAGACCGUCUCCGAGAUGUGGGCCAAGAUCGACAAGAAGGCCUACUCGGCGGCCGUCUGCUACAACAUGGACUACGAUGCCCCCAACAUCGACGGCAAGACUUCGGUUGCGGUCAAGUCCGGCCUGCUCAAGACCACUUACGACUGCUUUUUUAUGAAGGCCGGCGCCCAGACCUUUAAGGGCAAGGGCGACGGUGGCUUCCAGAACAUGGCCGCUCAGCACGACAGCCGCUGCACCUACGACAGCAAGGCCAUCACCCUUACUUGCAAAUAG
Molecule: messenger RNA, 579 nt
Organism: Pyricularia oryzae 70-15
Lineage: Eukaryota; Fungi; Ascomycota; Sordariomycetes; Magnaporthales; Pyriculariaceae
Exons: 1
Coding region: 1-579 (192 amino acids)
Source: RefSeq, a predicted model, not a curated record